AACCCAAUGAAGCGGUCCGUUUCCUCCUUGUGAAUACCCAGGAAAAAGUCUCUAUAUAAACCAAAACUAACCAUAUUUAGGAUAGUACAAUUUGCACUUAAAUCUCUUUAGAAUCAUUCUUACUUAUCAGCAAAAAAAUCCAAAGUAGACCCGGUUUGUUUGAUCUAAAUAACCCUUUUAUCUCCUUUACUGAAGAUUUCUCAAGGAUCAAGCUAUUUUCCCUUUACAAUGGACUCUAAUCUUGUGAUCAAGGUUAAGUAUGGAGAUAUGCUUAGACGCUUUACUGUGACUGUGAACGCAAAUGGCAUCCUGGAUAUGGGUAUGGCUGGCCUGACUGCAAAGAUUUGUUCUCUUUUCAAGUUCAACUUCGUUGAUGAUAUCACCCUUACAUAUACUGAUGAAGACAAAGAUGUAAUAACACUUGUUGAUGAUGAGGAUCUGCAUGAUGUCAUUGGGCAGCGCCUAAACCCCCUGAGGAUAAAUGUGCUCUUGAAAACCAGUAGUGGCGAAAUGUUUGAUGCAACAUCAAGUGGAUGGUCUAAUCCCUCUUCGCAGCAGCAGGGUAAUCAAUUGAACCGCAUCAAUUCUGGCCUUAACGAGGCUUUGAAAUCUCUUCCCGACCCACUGGGGGAUGUGCUGUCCAAGCUUUCUUCUGACUUGGCAUCAAAGGCUGUUUCCUCUGCUCCAGUAUUAUCUGAACUUGUAGAGCGUUUUGCGAAGUUGGGUAUGACAACUUCCCAGUCACAGGGUAAUGGAACUGAUCUCUCUGCAGAUAAUAAACUAAAUGAAAAUGCCAAGAAAUCAUCCUCUGCUUCUGAAGCACCCUUGGACCCAACCAAAACAACCAAGGCUAAGGGUAUCAGUUCCUCUACUUCCCCUACUUCUGAUUUGUCAUUUGAUUAUCUUUCCGAACCUCAAAAUGCGCCGAGUGGAAAAUCAUUUGCUGCUGGAAGCUCUGGUUCUUCCACACCUAUGAUGAUACCAGCGCCAAAUCCAAUUCCUCAGGCUCCAUCCGCUCCUGCUAACCCAAACCUCAAGCGUGUUUCCUCAUGUGGUGAGAAAAGGGAAAAGCGUGGAAGUGGUAGCGGUCAGCCUUCUGCACCCAAUCAUGGCUCCCCAGUUAGCGGGAUGAUUGGAGGAAAUUCAUCUGAAGCUGCGCCUGUUGCUGGAUACUGGGGGGUUCCUCCAUUUAGAAGGAGCUAUAGCCACUUUGACAGCACCGGUCGUGUGUUCCACAAGGGUGUGCAGUGCGAUGGUUGCGGGGUACAUCCUAUUACUGGACCUCGGUUUAAGUCCAAAGUGAGAGAUAAUUAUGAUCUCUGCAGUAUUUGCGUCUCGGAAUUAGGGAGUGAUGCUGAAUACACCAGAAUAGACAAACCCAUCUUUUACCGAUGUCCUCGCCCGCGUCCUUUUGCUCACGGUCCAGCGCCACCCAGCCCGUAUCUACCGCAUAUCUUGCAAGGCCGCGGGAAGAAGCAACAGCUCCCAUAUCUCCAGAGCCAUUUCAUUCAAGAUGUGAACAUCCCAGAUGGGACCCUGGUUGCCCCAUUAACCCCAUUCACUAAAAUAUGGCGUUUAGUCAAUAAUGGCACGAUUCCAUGGCCCUGUGGAUCACAACUGGUAUGGAACGACGGAUACCAGUUCACUACUACCGGUUUAGUUUCUGCGCAGAUUCCUGGUGAUGGAUGCCCUGUCGGAACAGAGCUAGACAUUGCAGUUGAUUUUACAGCACCAGCUGCCCCUGGACGGUAUAUUUCUUACUGGAGGAUGAUGUCACCUUCUGGUGAAAUGUUUGGGGAGCGGAUUUGGGUACUAAUCGAGGUUGAUACUUCAUUACUCGACUCUUUGCCUGACUUGAAUGCUCCACCAUUCAGUAAUGCUAAGCCAAAAACUCAGGUUAUAGACAUGAACACUGUGCCUGUGGAUGUCGAAGAACCUCAGAAUGUGAAUUCUGAUAAAAAUGCUGAAUCAGUGAAGCCAAUGGUUGAUGAAGUUAUGAGUGAGAAAGAGCUUGAUGUUGAUAGACCUGUUGAUGUUGAUGGUUCGGGUUCUAGCAAUUCAGUUGUUGUUUCUCCAGAAGUAGCUCCUGCAUUGCCAUCUUACCCGGUCAUUGAUUCCUCGGUCGUUCCACCUCCUCUACCUCCUGCAGGUACUGUAGAAGGCAAUGAUAUCAAUAACAAUGUAGAGGAGUCACUUCUGAAGGAGCUGGCAGAUAUGGGUUUUAAGGAGAUCGACUUGAACAAAGAGAUCCUACGUCUGAACGAGUACAACCUAGAGCAGUCGUUGGAUGAUCUCUGUGGUGUUUCUGAGUGGGAUCCAAUCCUUGAGGAGCUCCAAGAGAUGGGAUUUCCUGACAGAGAAACAAACAAAAUGUUGCUGAUCAAGAAUGGAGGAAGUAUUAAGCGCGUCGUGAUGGAUCUCGUUGCUGGGGAGAAAACCGUGUAGAAAUCUGUCUUUUAACACUUCCUUUAAUAUGUCUGUAGAUAUUUAUGUUUUUGUUGAGAACUAAAACUAUAUCUCCUAGUAGUAAGUGUAGCUGACAUUAUCACUUGCAAGUGAUAUGCCUUGGUUUUCUAUUUUAUGUUAUAUUGUCUUUUGGAUUUGACCCAGGAAUAUUAUAAUCUGGUACUCUUACUUUCUUGAGUAAAUAUAAGUUGGGAGCAGUUUAUAUUUUCUUUA
Papaver somniferum (opium poppy) is the source of this 2679-nucleotide messenger RNA. RefSeq names its product protein NBR1 homolog. Lineage: Eukaryota; Viridiplantae; Streptophyta; Magnoliopsida; Ranunculales; Papaveraceae. The transcript has 7 exons. Gene Ontology annotation, molecular function: zinc ion binding; protein binding. The coding region runs from base 229 to 2445 and encodes 738 amino acids. The record is from RefSeq and is a predicted model, not a curated record.